Ostertagia ostertagi is the source of this 345-nucleotide messenger RNA. Lineage: Eukaryota; Metazoa; Nematoda; Chromadorea; Rhabditida; Trichostrongylidae. The record is from the annotation of a GenBank genome assembly.
AUGUAUGUCGUCUACGGCGGACGUAUAGAGAACAUUUUUGACAGUCAAGUGCUUGAGUCAUAUCUUCUCACACUGUUCACACCUGAAAAAGUCACCGGUCGUUCCGGUCAAAUGCUUGCAAAGGGCGUCGAGCUACUCGCUGUGGACAAUAUCAAGGAAAUACAGCAGUUUAUCACGACGUCGAUACCUUCCGAAGACCAGCCAAACCUCUUUGGUCUCCCAAUGAAUAUCCGAUUCUCGUGGCAAUUGACAGAAGCCGAAGACACGAUUGCUAGAAUGCGAAUAGCAGUCCACCCAACGCCCCCUCCCCCUCCUGAAAAGGACCUUCCUAAGACUCCUCCUUAG